This is a messenger RNA of Enterobius vermicularis (human pinworm), 1773 nucleotides long. The record is from the annotation of a GenBank genome assembly. Lineage: Eukaryota; Metazoa; Nematoda; Chromadorea; Rhabditida; Oxyuridae.
AUGUCGCAUUCGACAAUUCACAAUGGUGAGGUCUGCGAACACAAAUACGGUUCUGUUGGAUUCCCGGUUACAAAAAACGAAAGCGCCGAUGGCAAAAAAAUGUUAACAAAUGGUAUGUAUCGCAUUCAUCGUAUAAUGACUGAAGAAGAAAUAGCCCAAGGGAAGGAAUCAAGGUGGACAGAAUUAGAGAUACACGGGCGCGUUAAAAACAUCAAUUCGGGAUUAUGGAAGAUGAAGGACUUAACAGCGCUUUUUUUAAGCGGAAAUCUUUUAACAAGGAUCCCAAACGAAAUUUGUAACUUGGGAAACUUGACGACGCUAGACCUUUCACAUAAUAAACUGCGCAGUUUGCCUGCAGAACUCGGCGAUAUGAUCUCAUUAUGUCACCUCUACCUCAAUCAAAACCAACUUCGAGUUCUGCCUUAUGAACUUGGCAAGCUGUUUCGCUUGCAAACACUAGGUUUGCAAGGAAACCCACUUUCUCCUGAAAUAAGUAAAAUUUAUCAUGAAACCAAUGGUGCUCAGAAACUUUUGCAGUUCUUGUUGGAUCAUCUUGCAAUUAAUACCAUAGCUCCACCAGACAGGCAGUGGAUGAUGAUGGGGCAUGCAGACCCGGAAAGACCAAUGGCAACUUUUACUGUUCUGUGCUACAACGUUCUUUGCGACAAGUACGCAACGAGCUCGUUGUACUCCUACUGUCCCUCGUGGGCCUUAAAUUGGGAAUAUCGAAAGUCGGCUAUUUUGAAGGAGAUACGACAUUAUGAGGCUGAUAUCAUAACCCUGCAGGAAGUUGAGACCGAACAAUUUCGACUUAUCUUCCUUCCAGAAAUGGAAGCUUUUGGUUACGCAGGUAUAUUUUCUCCAAAGUCGAGGGCAAAAACUAUGCGUGAGGAGGACCGGAAGUAUGUAGACGGAUGUGCUAUAUUCUGGAAACGCGAUAAAUUUGAAAUGGAAAGAGAGCACCUAAUUGAAUUCACGCAAGUGGCUAUUAAAACGGCGCAAACUAGUAAGCAGAUGUUGAAUCGCGUUAUGCCGAGAGAUAACAUUGCGCUCUGUGCCGUACUAAAAAUCAAGGAGAACGUCUAUGCAAACAGUAAUUUUUCAGGGCGAAUGACGAUGUCACCGAGCGAAAAUGUUGUAGGGACACCUCUAGUUGUUUGCACGGCUCACAUUCACUGGGAUCCAUCGUAUUGCGAUGUAAAGUUGAUUCAGAGUAUGAUGCUUGUUCACGAAAUAGGAUAUUUGUUAGAUGAUAUUGCUACCAAAUACCGGAUCAAACCCCAGCAGAUCCCUAUCUUAAUUUGUGGAGACCUUAAUUCUCUACCGGAUUCUGGUGUGUUCGAAUUUUUAUCGAAGGGCCAGAUAUCGAAAAGCCAUCCAGAUUUGAAAGAAUUUAUUAACGAUCCUUGCUUGAUCCGUUUGAGUGCUACUGAUGACACUGAUUAUUACACUCAUAACCUGUUAUUGAGUAGUGCAGUUGAAGGGAGCACACUUCCGUUCACUAACUAUACGCUAGACUUCAAGGGUGUAAUUGACUAUAUAUUCUCUACUCCACGUUCUUUGGUUCGUCUUGGUGUUCUUGGACCGCUGGACAUGAACUGGAUGGAAUCUAAUAAAAUCAUAGGUUUUCCUCACCCUCACGUACCAUCAGACCACAUACCUCUGAUGGCUCAGUAUGCAAUUAUACCGGCUUGUCAUCAGCGGAUGCAGCCACAACAACCUUCGAUGCACCCUAUUGGUAAUCAACUUGGUUUUAAUGCUUUUGGACGAUGA